CAACUUGGAGCACAUGAAAAAGGAUUUAAAAAUUUGGAGGAGGAAUGGAGAGCUACCCUUAGGUCUGAUCAGGGAAAACCAACCACACACUAUGCUAUUUUAAGUCUCAGGUCUUUUAAAGUUGCACGUGAAAAAACUAUUGAAAGUUUACGUGCAAUACUUGGUACCUACAUUAAUCCUUAUGACGAAAUGUGGUCCUAUAAUUCUAUAUUAGGAGAUUGA
Molecule: messenger RNA, 222 nt
Organism: Funneliformis caledonium
Lineage: Eukaryota; Fungi; Glomeromycota; Glomeromycetes; Glomerales; Glomeraceae
Source: the annotation of a GenBank genome assembly